Rhizophagus irregularis DAOM 181602=DAOM 197198 is the source of this 346-nucleotide messenger RNA. Lineage: Eukaryota; Fungi; Glomeromycota; Glomeromycetes; Glomerales; Glomeraceae. The record is from RefSeq and is a predicted model, not a curated record.
AUGGAUUUUCUUAAGCGUAAAUCUGAACUAAAAUACAUAAAACUAUCUGAUGAAAAUAUUAGUUUAGAAUUAGCAAAUAUGGAGUUAGAAGAUAUACUGGCCAAAAAAAAGGAUGAAUUAAUGCAGAUGAGAGAUGAUUUACUUUCAGCACAAAAGGCAGUGAUAGAGAAAGAUUCCCUUCUUCAAGAAACUAAUUCUCUUUUAUUAGAGCAUAUUUCAAAAACAUCCAGCAAAUCUAAGCAAAAUGAAGUGAUUGGAGGUGAUAAAGAACUGGAGAAAGGAUUCCGAAAAAUACAUAUGGAAGUCAUAAAUGAUCAGCAAGAUUUUGGCCUAAAAUAAGCAACUU